Molecule: messenger RNA, 1371 nt
Organism: Trichosporon asahii var. asahii CBS 2479
Lineage: Eukaryota; Fungi; Basidiomycota; Tremellomycetes; Trichosporonales; Trichosporonaceae
Exons: 10
Coding region: 1-1371 (456 amino acids)
Biological process (GO): replication-born double-strand break repair via sister chromatid exchange; mitotic sister chromatid cohesion; synaptonemal complex assembly
Cellular component (GO): cohesin complex; synaptonemal complex
Molecular function (GO): protein binding; chromatin binding
Source: RefSeq, a predicted model, not a curated record
AUGUUCUUCACCGACGACCUUCAAAUCGGUAAAAAUGGCUCACUGGGGAUAGUCUGGCUCAUGGCCACCCUUGGCCCCAAGAACAAGCGCAUUACCCGCAAAGCCAUCACUAACCUCGAAAUCCCUCACACGUGCGAGCUCAUCGGUCAACCUGCCGAGCCUAUGGCCCUGCGUUUGAGCGGUCAUCUUCUGGUCGGGGUCACCAGAGCAUACAACCAAAGUUACGAGAUCUUCUACCAUGACGUUCAAAACUUUGAUCUCGCUCUUCGUCGUUCCGUCACCAUCGGUCUAGGAGCGGACUCUCAGGUGGGUCUUCGUGCGGUCCCGCUAGCUUACUGCAGGUACGACCAUAUCACCUUCACCGAAGCCGAUGAGCUCUUCGACUUCAACUUUGCAGGGGGUCUGGAGUUUGGUGCCAUCGAUUGGAACAGACCCAUCAACGAGCAACGCAAACGCCGCGGGACGUCAAAGCUUUCCUCCUUGCAGCAGACGCAGUCAUCUCACUCGGUCUCUCAUCAAGGCGGAGACUUCAUCGGCUAUGGCUCGGACGAUGAUGAAGAGGCAUCCCAAGAUGGGAGCAAUGUCGGUCGAGGACGGAAGCGCAACUCUUCUGUGGCAACAAUGGACACGAUCAACAAGCGCCCUCGUCUUCCGACCCGAGAGCCGGAGAUCAUGGACUUUGCUCCAAUCGAGCUCGACAUCCUCGGCGACCUUGGUGACCCACUGCUUGAUGACAUUACCCAUGACCCACUGCAGCAAACAACCGACAUUCUUGACGUUGAUCUGCCUCUUCCAGCUGAGGGCAACCCGAGCUCCUAUGAUAACUCUCCUACAGAGAGUGAACACUCCGACGGACACGAAGCGACCAGGAAGACGAGGAGGAAGAAGCCUGCAAAGCGCUUGCGCUUAGACAAGGCUGUCGAUGACAACCUCUCCUACGAGGACAUGAUCGCGGAGCAGAGGGAAGACCGCCGUUCGAAGGUAACCGAAAACACCAACCGCGUUCAGGCCGCAUCACUCGUCGAUCGCGCAGGGUUGUUUGUUCAAUGUGAGUUAUAUCGACAUCCAAAGCUGACUUUCCAGUGGCAGACGGCGCCACCGCAGAUCGCCAAGGCUGGCACUGUCCCUCCUGCCGCUGUCCCCGACACUCAAAUUGACGCACAGCAAGAGGACUUCUUCCCCACAGACUAUGGCGACUACGUUCCGGAUCUACCCCUCCCUGAUCCUGAGAGUGGUCCAACCCGCUCCGCUAACACAGGGUUUGGAGGUCCUGCACCGACGCCACCUUCUUAUUCGAACGAUGCGCGCCGCAACCUGACCGCGACACCGGAGCAGCCCCGCCGUCUGUCCCAGAGGCUUCCCGUAAGAUAG